AUGAUGAUGCGCAGUAGCACAAGAGGUAUGCCAUUUCUUCACUUUACCCCUUUUGUAAUUGCUGCAUUGUUUCAUUCUAAACCCUCAAAGCCAAGAAAGUCUAGAGAAACCCAACCUGUGAGAGUAGUGAGUAAUGUCGAGGAUGCCUUGAAUGUGUUCGAUGCAAUGCUUCACAGGCGUCCUCUGCCUUCUGUCAUCCUUUUCAAUCAAAUCUUGGCCCAACUUGUCAAGCUCAAACAAUUUCCAGCAGUCCUCUCUUUGAAGAGACAAAUGGGUCUCGUGGGAAUCGCUUCUGAUGCUUAUACUCUCAACAUUACCAUCAAUUGCUACUGUCAUUUGAACCAGAUGGAGUAUGCCUUGUCUGUCUUGGCCCACUUCUUCAAAUUGGGUCUUCAACCAGAUAACGCCACUUCCAACACUCUUAUCAACGGCUUUGUUCUUCGAAAUAGAGUGGCUGAUGCAGCAAGAGUUUUCAGGAAAAUGGUGGUGGGAGGUUAUUGUCAGCCGGAUGCGAUUACUUUCAACACACUUAUAAAAGGCUAUUGUGCGAUGGGAAACAACACUGCGGCUGUUCAUUUACUUCGGCAUGUGGAAGCAAAUGGAUUCCAGCCUAACAUAAUUACCUUUACAACCAUCAUCGACAGUCUGGGCAAAGAUACUCUAGUUGACGAAGCGUUGAACCUCUCCUCUGAAAUGGUUGGUAUUGGUAUUGUUCCCGACGUUAUUACUUACAACUAA
This is a messenger RNA of Fragaria vesca subsp. vesca, 738 nucleotides long. RefSeq names its product putative pentatricopeptide repeat-containing protein At1g12700, mitochondrial-like. The transcript has a single exon. Bases 1 to 738 code for a protein of 245 amino acids. Lineage: Eukaryota; Viridiplantae; Streptophyta; Magnoliopsida; Rosales; Rosaceae. The record is from RefSeq and is a predicted model, not a curated record. Gene Ontology annotation, molecular function: protein binding.